Lepus europaeus (European hare) is the source of this 639-nucleotide messenger RNA. It is a transcript of the gene PRR20G, whose product is annotated as proline rich 20G. Lineage: Eukaryota; Metazoa; Chordata; Mammalia; Lagomorpha; Leporidae. The transcript has 3 exons. Bases 1 to 639 code for a protein of 212 amino acids. The record is from RefSeq and is a predicted model, not a curated record.
AUGGCCUGUGAUCAAGGUCACAUGGAGUCCUCAGAGUCCUACCUGCAAGGCCCCCUGCAGGCCCCAGACCCCUUCUCGCUCACCCACGCCUCUGGGUCGCAUCGCAGCCACAGUUCUGCUGCGCUUCUGAGGGAGCCAGGCCACUCGGGUGUGCGACAGGAAGACCCCACGGAAGCAGAUGGUUCCCCAGGGCCAGCCCAACCCACCAAACCCGUGGCUUAUGUGAAACCCAUGAGAAUUCAGACUCGGGCUUACGCACGCAGCACAGCUCCUCCUGCAGGAAGAGGCCAGAGAGGCAGAGGCCACCCUGCAGGAAGAGGCAGCCUAGGCAGGGCAGGCCCUCCAGAGGGAACAGAUCGGCACAGGAGGCUGAACCACACCGAGGAGCCAGACCACCCCGUCAGACCAGCAACCAGCCUGGCCCCACUCUUCACUUUUGCUCCUGAAGCUACAGCGCAGGGAGACCACAGCCUCCACCCUGCCCAGGAGCACAGGCCUGCUCUGGAGCAGCCGGCGCCACAGGUCUAUCAGCGCGUAGGUUUCAGCCCCUUAGCUGGCUCAACCUUGCGUAUCAGGCAGACUGCCUCCAGCACCCACGUGUUCGGAGUUCCGGUGUUCUUUACCAAUAUCUUCCACUGA